AUUCCUCCGAUUCCCUUUCUCUCUCACUCUUGAAUCUUCAUUUCUCUCUCUACGGCUCUCUGAUCUUCUUCGUUUGUUGACUGAGUUGUGUAGCUGAAGGCCGGCCAUGGAGAACAAUCAGCAAUCCUUCUGGCAAUUCAGCGAUCAGCUUCGUCUUCAGUCUUCUAAUCUGGCGAAUCUGUCGCUCAACGAUUCCAUAUGGAGCAGCAAUUACGCCACCAAGAGAACUGAUCAGAGGAUGAAUUUCGAUAUCAAGGUUGGUGGUGAGAUCAACAGCAACACCGCCACCACCAAUUUCAACCCCAAGCCUUCUGCUGAUUAUAAUCUCUUCAACGAUAGCUGGAAGAUGCCCGAUUCUUCCAUUUCCAAUGGAUCGCUUUUCUCUGUGCCUCAUAACACUGUUCCCCUCAAUGGAGCUUUCAACAAAGGUAUUUAUUCCAAGCCUUCUUAUCUUGAUCUUAACAUGAACAUCAACUCCAUCAACUCCAAGGCCAACAGACUCGGUGGUAAGAGUGAAGAUCCCAAAGCUGCCAAGAGGAACAACACGAGUGGCAACAAGAAGAACACCGACAAUAACGAGAACAAGGAUACUAAAGCUGCCGUCGACAAGAGAUUCAAAACCCUGCCUCCUUCUGAGUCUCUUCCCAGAAAUGAAACUAUUGGGGGAUACAUCUUUGUCUGCAACAACGACACCAUGGCUGAAAAUCUCAAAAGGCAGCUCUUUGGUCUGCCCCCACGAUAUCGGGAUUCAGUUCGCGCAAUAACUCCGGGACUGCCCCUUUUCCUUUACAAUUAUUCCACCCACCAACUCCAUGGCAUCUUUGAGGCUGCAAGCUUUGGAGGAACAAAUAUUGAUCCAACGGCUUGGGAGGACAAGAAGUGCCCUGGUGAAUCUCGCUUUCCUGCUCAGGUACGAGUAAUUACCAGGAAAAUCUGUGAACCAUUGGAAGAGGACUCCUUCAGGCCAAUUCUUCACCACUAUGACGGCCCUAAGUUCCGUCUUGAACUGAACGUGCCCGAGGCACUGUCUCUCCUGGAUAUCUUCGCUGAUCAAAACACUUUCAAGGAAGUUUUCAACGCGAUACCAGCUUGAAGGUAGAGCAGAAAGACAAUACAAGAACAGAAGUUACGAAGAGAAAGGAUAAUUAUUAUAGAGCGGUUGGUUUAAAUCUUAUACAUGGACUACAAUUAAAGAGUGUCCGAAGCAUUUAUAGUGGAGGACGCAUGAAAUACGCAACCUGAAUAUGUUGUUAAGCAGUGAUUGCUGUAUAGAGGCUGUUGUGUAAGGUUGAAGCCCGAUUUUCUCUUUGGUAUAUACCCAUAUAUAUCAUGAUGACAUAAGAAAAUACAAUAACACCGAACUAUUUUGCUCGAGUUCUUGUACAAACUGAUAACGUGUGGAAGUUUGCUUGUUGAAGUCAAUAUUUGUGUGUUGGAAA
Messenger RNA from Neltuma alba, 1439 nucleotides. RefSeq names its product B2 protein. Gene Ontology annotation, biological process: response to endoplasmic reticulum stress. The record is from RefSeq and is a predicted model, not a curated record. NCBI's taxonomy places the organism in Eukaryota, Viridiplantae, Streptophyta, Magnoliopsida, Fabales, Fabaceae.